UCUGGGUCAGAGUGGUCUGUCAUCUCAGACAAUCAGAGAGCGCGGGAGCGGAGGGGAAGCACAGCGACAGACAGUGCGAGCACAGCAGGAGAGAGGAGGUAGAUAUGUCAGAGGAUGUGGUUUUCCUGAGCUUGCAGAACAACUGCACGGACAUACUUUGAGCAUGACCUAAACGAGAGCAUGCAAAGAGUGUUUGCCGUGCUCUGUUUCGCUUCCUGAGGAGGACUGAGCCCCCCGAUCCGAGCGGGAUUUAGAAGACCGGAGCCGGGCUUCCUUCCCCUCUCUCCGCCGCAGUGAUUUCACACAGGAUUUACAGAGUUCUUUUUCUUCUCAUUCUUGUUCUUUUUCUUCUUCUCGCGUGCACGCCUGCUCCUCUUGCCGAGUGCCAUAUCUGAUCUCAGCUCACUGCCGUCCGCGCGUUUCACAGCGACGCCGUUUCACUGAUCAGAGUCAAACUUCCAGCACCUGCGGCUCCCGACAGUUCCGGAUCAAAGCGGACUCUGACAGGAGUAGGGGAGAUGGGCUGUGGGCUGAGGAAGAUCCGUCAGACAGAGGACAGCAGUCCAGGGAAAAUUUACUCCACCCUCAAGAGGCCGCAGGUGGAGACCAAGAUUGGCGUGACCUACACAUACUGCCACCUGGACUUUCUGGUUGGAAAGGAAGAUGGAACAUCCACUCUGUGUCUGUCCUCGGUGCGGGAGCUGCCAUCUCAGCUGCAGGACCUGUACCAGCAGGGAUUUGUUCUCACAGUUGUCCACCCCUUUGUCCACCCCUGCGGCCAGGAGCCUGCCAGCAUCCAACAGCAGCUAUACCGAGUGGUCCUCACCAAACUGCCCGACAGCUCUGAGAAGAGUCCGUCAGACUUUGAGCCGUACCAUCUAAAGCUGGAGGAGUGUUUAUCCGCUGAACAUAUUCCUAUGGCAGAGCAUAUCCAAGGCUACGUGAAAAAAAUCCAGGAUGCGGCAGACCUGGGCAUCACCUUCGCCGGCUUCGUCCAGGAGCCCGCGGGGAUACGCCCUCGCACCGCAGCCCGGGCAGCCAGAGGAGAGCCGGCCCUCUCUCUCCACUCCAGCCCGAGCUCGCUGCGCAGCUCCGAGCUGACGGCCAGCCCCAGCCACCAGGGGGAGCCGGACACGUUGGGGGAGGGCGUGGCCGAGAACGGGAGCGAGGACUGGCGCAGUAGCGCGGGAAAUUUGGAGGCGGAGGAAGCGUCUGGGCACGCAGGGGGAGACACGGUUUCGGACGACACGUCCGCCGCCUUGACGCUGGAGUCUUUCGAAGGACGGGACGACACACCAUCACAUAACAACAACAAGGCCAAGGGCGUGGAGCUGAGUGAUAAAACCACCAAGCCCUCCCUCUCCAAGAACGGAGUGGAGCUCUUUGGCCUGUUUAACUACCCGGGCCGGAGGCGGGGCCCGCUGAAGUACUACACGGUAAAGGUUCCCCUCCGGGUGCGGGCGGAGGAGGCAGGGAUGCCAGCUGUCGAGGCCGACUGGCUGGAUCACAUGACCCAGCACUUCAAUGGUGGUGCCUCACUGGUCGACGGCUACUUUCACCUGGGCAACGAAAAUGAUAAGCUGCCCAAGGUCAUCGAGGGCGUGUUCGUCUUCCAAGAGGCAGAGCCCAGCACGAGCACGGCCUACGACGCCAUCGUGGUCGAGCAGUGGAGCGUCGUUGAUGGGGUGCAGGUGAAGACGGACUACAUCCCCCUUCUUGAGUCUUUGGCCUCGUUUGGAUGGAGGCUCACCUGUGUGCUGCCUACACCCAUCGUCAAGACCAACAGCAAUGGGAGCCUGUCCACCAAGCAGAUAGUGUUCCUCCAGAGACCAGCUCUGCCUGCAAAGAAGAGACAAUCCAAGAAACUCAUCUUUCGAACGCGGAACAAGUCGGGCAAGAACUCUGUCAAAGAUGCGCCGAAGAACAAGAAGAAGAAAAACGCCGCCGCCACCGCCGCCGAGAAAGAGCUCGAGGGUCCGAAGCUCCAGGACGGCGCGGAAAAACCCGAGAGCGCAAACGAGAUGACAGGCGCCAGCGAGGGGCGAGGCGGCCAAUCCGACGGGGAGCUGGCGCAGGAGGGGGUAGGAGAGGGGAAGAAGAGGAGCGAAGGAAGGGGCGAGGUCGAGACAGAGGUGAGCAGAGAGGGAGGGGUGGAGCUGGCAGGACAGCGACAAGAUGAGCAAGCGGGCAAGACAGAGUGCGACGACCAGGCAGCAGAGGUUAAAGACGGAGAAAUGGAGAGUGAAGAGGGGGGGAGUGACCGGAAUAAAGAGAGUCCGCAGACCUGCCGCCAGCAGGAAAGCGGAGAGGGGCAGAAGCAGUCAGCCAAUGACAGCAGCUGGGAGAACCAACAGGAAAGCAGCAUCACCGUGGACGGAUCGGCGCCCGCAGCCAACGGCUCUCCAGCCAAUCAGGAGUAAGUGCACCGCUCCUGCCUUAUCCGUAGGGGUCGGGCUGUCGCGAGCCUUUCCGCAUCCAAACACGGACACCGUCGCACCAAAACCUCACACCUGCUCUCAUGACCUCUCAUAAUCCGCACUGCACGCUUACGAAGAGUGGGGGCGUACGAGCAGAUCUUCCUCACGACUCCCAACACGGCCUGGGGAAAGGGUGGGAGGGCUGCUAUCAAGAAAAAGCACUGGAUAUUAAAACCACCUGGGGAAGUAGAAUAAAUGAGCCGCGAGGGCCCCAGGGCUGACGGAAUCCACUGACUCUGGUUCUCUUGCCCUCUCCCGCCCCCCAGAAACUCAGUCCAAAAUAAACCGUGCUACGUUAGCAGAAAGUACAUCCCAUGUGCUUAAACGUGAGUGGAACAGCAGAGGAGAGCAGUCAGCUAUUGUUGCGAAAGGCAAUCUGUGGUAAAGUAAACAUGAUCUCGGUAUUGUUGUGUCCUUCUGUUUACAAUUAUGAGUAUAUUCAAUUACCCUCCCUGCAAACACAGAGUAGUAAACGCACACGGAGAAGAAUUGCUUUGCAACAGCGUUUGACAUGCUUCAGUUUCAUUUGGGCUGUUGGCUAUCGGAGCACAUUUUUAUGACUAACCCAGCUGAGAAGAGCCAUGGAAUCCAGAGUGAGACUUGCUUUCUGAUUCAUAUUUUAAACCAAUCUGUGCUGAGUCUGUCACACAACUCUUUUAUUACAGUUUUUUCUCCUUUGUUUGUUUCUCGCUUGCCGAGGUAAUGAAUGUCGAAACCCUUGCUGUCUUGAGGGUAACUUCAGCCAACAGAAACAAAAAAGCUAAUAAAUGGGAACGUGACUGAAGAACCCCGCUGACAAACGAGGACCGGGUCCUCUGUGCUGGAAAACAGCUGUUACCAUGCAAGCUGCAGAACAGCUAGUGUGGAGUCUGUUUGGGCAGUGGAAAAACUUAGUGUGUCUCGCCUCUUUGGGCAGGCCCAUGUUAGGGCAACAUCAGAAAAGAAAGACACACGUGUUAGCCGAAGGACACCUUUCGUUCACUCAUAAACCACAACAAGGACGCGUCUGAUUCGGCGUUCAGUUCACAGUUCAUUUCCUAGUCGUACAUUGUCAUAAGAUGUAUGGUGUCAAAUGUAGGAAAUCAACUUGUGUGGUUCAAGGGCAAGGAUUUCUCUUCAUGGAUAAGAUGUCUAGAGAGGCAGAAAGUGCCCCAGAGGGAAGGGCUUCAGAAUUGUCCCAGGUGUCCCAAAAGUGCCACCCCUCCUCAGUAUCGACCGGUCGCAGCUGCAGGGAUUAUCGUCCAACCUGAGAGAGGGAAAAGGCUUUUAGCGUCCACAUGGCGCAGACCUUACCUCACAACCUGGCUUUCCACACAAAGAUUAAGCCAAAAGGAUUUUCCACAGAGAACCACCAGUGCUGCUGUCGAUUGGUCCAAGACAGGGCUUAAUCUGUGCCCAGGGAAACUGGCCAAAAAGACAAUUGUUUUACCCCUGAGUCCUUUCACGUGACUGCGGCAAAGGACCCACAGAUAACAGAUGUGUGGAGAGUGGGCAUGGGAGAGUGGGCACGUCUGGUGCCCAGCACGGUGGUGCCUGGCUCCCAGGUCCCUGGUGGCAUGCCAUUCGCCACACGCCCUGUGGCGGCCCAGGGGGCCUGGCCUACGUACACCUCUUAACGACAAAAGAGGCUCCACCUAAAUCUCAAAGGUCGUUGUAAACUGUCUGGGUAGCUGUCAAGGCCUGAGAGGAGGAAUUAAACACUCAUGGAUCUUCACGACGACAUCACCCCAGACCUUUACUGGGAGCACUGGACGUCCUCUCAGUUUCAUAAUGGGUCAAAAAAGGCGCUGUCCACAUUCAGGGUUGUAUUUUGGGUUUUUUUUUCCCUCUUUGCCACAGAGGUGUUGACGGGGGACGCUCAGCGAUGUGUGGCAUUUCAGAGCUGCUUCUGCUUUCAUCCUGUUAACUGGUCCUAGUCAGUGAGGAGCUCGCUGGAGGGAUGGGACAUGGGCUUGCUCGGAAUGGGAUUCGGAAUGGGAAUGGCAGAGUGCAUUUUCUUCGUGAUCACAGCGUUCUUUGCCGAACAGGAAAGAAAAACAUUCCAAACUGGCCUUUAUCUUAAAGCUCUCUUAGUACUGAUAAAUUAGGAAAUACUGAUGUGGUCUCUUUGGUUGUUUAUUAUGGUUUAUGUCUCCUGGCUUUGUGUCGGGCUGCUGUCGGUGCCUGUGUCACGCGUGCGUGGAAUAUAGCUUAGUGUCUCGGGCUCCCUGACACGGUCGCUUAAUGUGGAUUAGCAGUCAGACUCCUGUGUGAAACCUCAAGUCUCUUGGAAUUGUGACUGGGAGGUCAUUGCUGCCUGGAAAGGUGUUGAAGAAACUUUACGCUGUUGCUUCGUAGAUGUUGGACGUCAAAUGGAACAAGGACGGCAGAGUUAGCUGGUUGUGAUAGAUGUAUGUGUUAUGUGUCCUGUGCAAGUAACACACACCGCUCCCCAGCAUCUCCUCGCAAAAUGCAGACACCGCGGCCUGUGUGAUAAGGGCUGCCCUGUGUUUUGUGUCCUGCCUUGGAGAGAUCUGUGCGUGGACCGCAGAGUCAUCAGAAGACGUGGAGUGCAUGGCCUAGGGCGUUCCACGUCUCACCCCAGAAACAUUCUCUCACCUCAAGUACAGAUCUCAUGUGAUCUCAUGCGCACUUUGUUCAUUUCAGCGUAACCUUUUCAUGUGUCAGAACCUUUGGCAGCGGGAAGAGAGGUUAUUACAUGUAAUAAUGCAUAGAACCUUCUGUAGCGGGGAGAGAGGUUAUUACAGGUAAUAAUGCACAGAACCUUCUGUAGCAGGGAGAGAGGUUAUUACACGUAAUAAUGCACAGAACCUUCUGUAGCGGGGAGAGAGGUUAUUACAGGUAAUAAUGCACAGAACCUUCUGCAGCAGGGAGAGAGGUUAUUACAGGUAAUAACACACAGCUCCUUUGGUCCUUUGUCUGUUUCCUUUCUUUCCUGAUCUGCUGAAAUGAGCAUAAAGACAGGCGGAACUGCGGGAGGACUGUGCGAGAUUUCAUGCUGAAGGGUUUUUUUUUUCUUCUUCUUCUUUUUUCUGCUGCUGGUGAAGUCCGUACAAAUGGUGUUGCAUAUCUGAAAAUGUGCUUUGAAAUCUGCCUCCAUUUUAAAGGGCGUUUCUUCAAUUGUUGUCACAUUUGUAAAACAUUACCUUCUGUUACUUUGUAUAAGAUGCAAUGCAGUCCAUCCAUAAGUCAUCAGACAGUGACAGGAUACGUUGUUUUGGCUCUGUACCCCAGCACAGUGGAUUUGAAUUCUUAUAAUUAAACUAUUACUAUUAGGUUCAAGUGCAGAUUGUCAGCGUUAAAUGGGUGAACCAUAAAAGAACCAUUAAGGCAUUUUUUUACGAGACCAUAAAUAACCAGUUGGUUACACAGUUGUUUUUACGGCCUGUAGUCGUUGCAUCACUAUCUGAUUUACAAGACAGCAAAAAUGAAAAAUUGGACGUGGCUUUUGUAUCCAGAGUCUGUUAGCUCCCUCUCUCAGUAUGUGGAUGAAAAUAGUGUCAGUCAGUGACAGAGACACAGGGCAUCAUGGGCUGAAAACAUCCAAAUGAAUCAGUCCGACACAAAGCGGAAACGUUUGGCAUGUCGGAAUUGACUGUACGAGCAGAAGAACGCACAGGUGAGGUGAGCUCGGCACUGACAGACAACCCGGCAGAUUAGGACAGCUAUGGGAGCAGAUGAUGAAGCAUCAUCAGAGAAGACAGCCAGUGUUUUGGGGAUGUCUGUAAGCUGACAGCCUCAGGCAGUCAUCCGUUCCAAAUGAUCUGCAAACAAGUACCGUGCAUCGCAGUUUUAUUUAAGAUCAUAUCGAAUUGUCCAAGUGUCUUCACCAGCGAUGGAAGGACCUUGGGUAAAAGCACCUGUAAAUCCUAAAUGGGUCACCUAACGGCGAUGUAAAUACCCACCUCUGUCCAGUGAGCUGUGAUACAGAGCCAAAGCAACAAGCAACUGUCACUGUGAAAUGCCUCACAGGCUGCACUGUGCGUUCAUGUUUUCUGUACAAUUUGUAUAUUAUAAAUAUGAUUUAUAUUUGAUUUGCCUUAAGUAUUUCUGACAUAAAUAUUCUAAGAUUA
This is a messenger RNA of Electrophorus electricus (electric eel), 6550 nucleotides long. It is a transcript of the gene rftn1b, whose product is annotated as raftlin, lipid raft linker 1b. Lineage: Eukaryota; Metazoa; Chordata; Actinopteri; Gymnotiformes; Gymnotidae. The record is from RefSeq and is a predicted model, not a curated record.